AUGUCAUCGACCACUUCCCAAAAAGCUCUGGACCCCACAGGUGGCCAAGACCCCGCGCAGAGCCAGUCCACCCUCGAGUGGAUGACCCCCCUUCAGGACGGGAAGCCCCACCACCUGGCGGCCCGAAGGGGCAUGCGCGGUGGGCACGCGGCGAUGCCCGUGCCCUACCGACAGCUCGCGCCUGACGCACGCGAACCAAGCUUCAGUCUGUGCCUGCGCGGCACGAGGCGGCUCCUGCCGCCGAAGCUAUGGGGGCACACCUAUGCCCGCCACUAG
Phytophthora infestans T30-4 is the source of this 276-nucleotide messenger RNA. RefSeq lists its product as uncharacterized. The coding region runs from base 1 to 276 and encodes 91 amino acids. The transcript has a single exon. The record is from RefSeq and is a predicted model, not a curated record. Lineage: Eukaryota; Oomycota; Peronosporomycetes; Peronosporales; Peronosporaceae.